AUGGCACCAGCUGUGCGCGCCGAGGUGGCACUUGUCUCCCUCAAGAACUGUCUGGUCAAUCUUCCCCCGGGACUGAUAGCACUAAUUAGCAAUACAAAUAUUCCAGCUCAAAACAUCGUGGUGGAAUUGCAGUAUCGGUCACAAACGCUCUCAACAGGCGCCGUCUCAAGCGGGAACUCCUCUGGGUUUCAGCGAUCUGCUUAUGUCGGAUGGACUGGAAUGCCCAGCCGGACUCGGCCCUCCUCCGUCAUCAGCAAUGAUCGAGCUCGCUCAGGACGUGAGCAAGAGACCCAAAUUGUCGAAAUUGAUGCUACUUUUGCCAAAUUAUUAGGUCUUUCCGAGGGCUCAAAGAUUGGCAUUUUGAUCCAUCUUGAUCCUCCUGUCGCGCACAGCAUCAACAUUGAACCCCUGACCCCAGCAGACUGGGAGGUGAUUGAAUUGCAUGCCACAUUCUUAGAGCUCAAUCUGCUUUCUCAGAUUCGUGCGCUUCCAAACCCAGCCUACAACAACAAUGCUUCGACCCAAGCUGAGACUACGCACCCUUUAACGCUACAUUUAUCUCCGACUUCAACCGCCAAUAUUAUCGUCACUUCUUUGGUGCCACCCAUCCCGAGCACAUCACCCUUCGCCAAGAUUGCUCCAGACGCAGAAGUCAUUGUAGCUCCGAAAACUCGACCUAAAAAUAGUCGAUCCACAAGGGGUGACGCCAGGAGCACAGCUAGUCGACGCAGUGGUAAAAGUGGAACGAGCAAUGCUCGUGGACCUAAUUCCCGAAGAGCACUUGCACGCUCUGCGAUUUUUGCCAGAGCAUUUAACCGCCACUCCGCGAAUGCUUUUUAUGAUGACGCAUCAGAUGACUCUGAAAGCGAUAAAAUCUGCGUCUGGGUAAGCCAAGAAGUCAUCGAGUCAAGCAGUUUGAGAGCUACGGCGUGGGCGAGUGUAGCAAUAGUAAGACCGUCGGGCCUCAGGGCACAAUUGGACUCUACACAGGUCAAUCAGCUCAAAGAAGAAGAGAAUAGCGAAGUUGGAAGGCCUUCAGCAAAGAUUGUGGCCCAGAUACUUCCAUGGGCCAAUCCGCUGGACAAUCAACAUGUCGUAUUAUCGUCAGCUCUGUGCAAUAUGCUUGGAGUUGAUGGCCUGGUCGGAGUUAUCGUACGGAUUGAAACAGCUUCGCCGCCACUGCCUAGAUACUCUGUCAAGAAGUUCUCAUUCUAUCCAUUCUUGCCGCGCAAUAGCAAAAAGAAGGAAGGGUUGAAAUUUGGGGGAGACUCCAAGGCAGCAAAACAAGCGAUGGCAGAUAGGCUGAGACUGACCUUUGCCGCCGAUAACAGUCUACUCUCUGGGCCGAUAACGGAUGGUAUGGUGCUACCACCCACUGGGGAUCCUUUGUCUGCUGCCUCAUUCGAUGGCGGCAUUUUGCGCUUCCGCCGACCCGCCGAGCAAGGAGAUGGUUCUAGUGAGUCUCUCUUGUGGGUUCUUGGGCAGGAACAAGACCGUGAGUUCGACAUUAAAGAUGAAAUCCCUAGACCUCUCGAGUUUACGACUCUAUUUCCUGGCUUUGCCCAUAAUGUCUCAGCUACAACUUCAAUCCUUGUGGGUGUGGACAGUGUUUUAAAGCAGUGCAUGUCCAAUCUCACUUUGUGUUCCUCAGUGCUUCUGACUGGAGGAGUGGGCUCGGGGAAAACAUCUCUCGCUCAAUCUAUUGCUCAACGUCUUCGAGAAGAUUAUGUUUUCAAUGUAACAUACUUUUCGUGCCAAAAGUUGGUCACGGACGAGAUCCGUGUGUCAACGAUCAAGGAGACGCUAACCAGGAUCUUCAUGUCAGCGUCUUGGUGUGCAAGAUUGGGUGGUCAGUCAGUUGUCAUCCUUGAUGAUCUUGACAAAAUUUGUCCUGUUGAGACCGAGUUACAGGUUGGAAACGAUAACGGCCGUAGUCGACAGAUCACUGAGCUUCUCUGCGCCAUUGUUCGACAAUAUUGCAGUAUCCAUUCAGGUGUGGCUUUAUUGGCAACGGCUCAGUCGAAAGACGCCCUGAAUUCAAUUAUAAUAAGCGGACAUGUUGUUGGAGAUAUCAUUGCUAUCAAAGCUCCGGCCAAGGAUAUUCGUCGUGAUAUCCUCGACUCGCUCACUAAAGAUGGUUCAACGCAGAAAACGAACGGCCAUGCAAGAACUGAUAGUGACACAACGAGCAUGUCGGAGAAUUCUUGGAUGGACCCCACCAACCUCUCCUCGAGGCCUAGGUCAUCGUCGUCAGCUCGAAUUGAGGGGUUCCGCUUGUCACCAAGUCUUGAUCUGCUCGAUAUCGCUGGUAAGACCGACGGAUACAUGCCUGCAGAUCUCGUCCUACUCGUUUCUCGUGCAAGGAAUGAGACCCUUACCCGAAUUCUGUCUGAGAAUGAUGCGUCAGAUGCUGCUCCUAUACUUACUAAGGUUGAUUUCGAAGCCGCCUUGAAAAAUUUCACACCAUCAUCCUUACGCAACGUGACCUUGACACACUCAAGCACCACUUUUGCAGCGGUUGGAGGACUGCAAGAAACUCGAAACACCCUCCUUGAGACGCUCCUAUACCCUACUAAGUAUGCACCUAUCUUCGCGCGGUCUCCCCUUCGCCUCCGCUCAGGCCUCCUUCUCUACGGCUUCCCCGGGUGCGGAAAGACGCUACUCGCCUCUGCAGUCGCGGGAGAAUGCGGCCUCAACUUCAUCUCCGUCAAGGGACCCGAAAUCCUUAACAAAUACAUCGGCGCCUCGGAGAAAUCCGUGCGAGAUCUCUUCGAACGUGCACAAGCUGCCAAACCAUGUGUUCUGUUUUUCGACGAAUUCGACAGUAUCGCCCCUAAAAGAGGGCACGAUAGUACAGGCGUCACCGACCGAGUGGUCAAUCAAAUGCUGACACAGAUGGACGGCGCCGAGGGUCUGGACGGCGUCUACGUUCUAGCCGCCACGUCUCGACCGGAUCUCAUCGACCCAGCGCUCCUACGUCCAGGCCGAUUGGACAAAUCACUGCUUUGUGACAUGCCCAACAUGGACGACCGCGUGGACAUCCUGCGUGCCGUAAGCACAAAACUCGAUCUAUCACCAGAAGUAGAGAACAAAAUCCUCAGCGUGGCCCAUCGUACCGAAGGCUUCAGCGGUGCCGACCUCCAAGCAUUAAUGUACAAUGCCCACCUAGAAGCGAUCCACGAUCUCCUUGGCGACAUCAAGACCGCCGAGAAGGGCAAGAACAACCUCUCCAACGGCACGAAAGAGGCGGCCGCUGAUGCCAGCGGAUCUGCAACUCGUCGGCGCAAGCGACCCGGCAGCGACAAAACCGACUUCAUUCAGUUCCUCUACUCACCGGAAGAGGAUGUGCGCGCGAAGAAGACACUAACCACUUCCGCGACAGACUCCAAGGCCGCCAUCGCAGCCAAGAUCGACGAGCUGAAGCUCGUGCGCAAGCGCCAAAAAGGAGCGUUGCGCGCAGGUAACAUGAGCGAGGACAUUGCGGCUCGGAAAGCUAACGCCAGCGAUGAAAAUGGGAAUGGAAAAGAAGAGGUCCUUAUUGAAUGGAAGCACAUGGAGAAAUCUUUGACCAAUACGAGAAGCUCGAUCAGUGGUGAUGAAAGGAAGCGCUUGGCGGCUAUUUAUCGCGAGUUCGUUGUCGGCAGGAACGGUGAGAUGCCGAAUGGUGAUGGCGGGAGGGAGAUUGGCGGGAGGACUAGUUUGAUGUAA
Messenger RNA from Exophiala aquamarina CBS 119918, 3708 nucleotides. RefSeq lists its product as uncharacterized. Gene Ontology annotation, biological process: protein import into peroxisome matrix. Gene Ontology annotation, molecular function: ATP binding; ATP hydrolysis activity. The record is from RefSeq and is a predicted model, not a curated record. NCBI's taxonomy places the organism in Eukaryota, Fungi, Ascomycota, Eurotiomycetes, Chaetothyriales, Herpotrichiellaceae. The transcript is spliced from 2 exons. Gene Ontology annotation, cellular component: cytosol; peroxisome; peroxisomal membrane. The coding region runs from base 1 to 3708 and encodes 1235 amino acids.